Molecule: messenger RNA, 2357 nt
Organism: Sphaerodactylus townsendi
Lineage: Eukaryota; Metazoa; Chordata; Lepidosauria; Squamata; Sphaerodactylidae
Gene: EVL
Product: Enah/Vasp-like
Exons: 9
Coding region: 16-1746 (576 amino acids)
Biological process (GO): actin polymerization or depolymerization; positive regulation of actin filament polymerization; protein homotetramerization
Cellular component (GO): cytoskeleton
Molecular function (GO): profilin binding; SH3 domain binding; actin binding
Source: RefSeq, a predicted model, not a curated record
CGUCCUCUGAAAGCAAUGUCUGUACUAACCCCUUUUUUAACUUUGGUUUUUGAUUUAUUUAAUCCCUUUUCUUCUAACCAUCAUCCUUUCUUUCAAUCUUCUGUACAAACCCGUUUUUAUUCUGUUUUUCUCCCUUUCCCCCCCUCUCUGCUCUUUUCAGUCUCUACCAUUCAGAUUAAAGUCUCUUCUUCCCCUUUCCAUGGCCACUCUCCUCCUCCUGACUACAGUAACUACAACGUUUCCACUUCUGCUGCCACUGUUCCUCCUCCACCUUCAUAUGCCAAAGUGGUCUCCUCAGCUUCUGUUCCUCUUCCCGAGCCCACUAACAAAGCCUCAUCCAUCCUGUCCCCUCACACAGCCAGGGAAUCCCCUCUACUUGGCCACCAGCAUUCUGCCUCUGAUCUCUCACCACCUCCUAGUGCAUCCUAUUAUCCAUUAUGGCAAGGCCACAAGCCUGUUAGAAGGACCACCAAACAGAUCUCUUUAUCCCCGCCACCUGCACCGGCUUCCCAUUAUCCCUUCACCCCUCAGCAGCCCAUCCGACGUUCCUCUCUGUCAUAUUCCCCCUCUCCUCCUGUGACCGUCACACCCCUUAUACAAAAGGGGUUGGUCCUGCAACCCCAUAUUCCAGUAGUCCUUCCUGUGAUUCCAGCCCAGAAUGGCAGAAUCAGAGGGUCUACAGACACAGCGGUCCAAGAUGCCUCAGGAAAUGUACCUCAUCUAGGUCUGAAUGGCCACCCGGCUGAACCUGUAGCCACACAAAUUCCUCUAGUCUCCUCUAGGACCCAGGUGAAGAGAACAGAUGAGGGGUUUUUCUCGUACUUGGAAGCCGUGCCCAUUUCACAUCUGCCUGUGAUAACCACCCCAACUGGGUCGUACAUCCAGGCUUUUCCUCAGCCUUCCCAACUUCCACCUCAUGCUCCGCAUCAUCCAUAUCAGUCCAUGUCACACUUUGUCUCAUUACCUCCCCAUUACGCUGCUGUGUCUGAGGUGAAUUUGUCCAAGAGGACCCCUCCUUACAUGACUUCAUCAACCAUUUCCCACUUGAGCCCCAUCCUUCCAUCAGGUCAUCCCUCUGCUGCUGCUGCUGCUGGAUUACCCUUGUCGUCUGGUGGACCUCCGCCGCCGCCGCCUCCACCAGUCCCCCCUCCGCCUGCAGGAAGUGCACCACUUCCCCCUCCCCCGCUGUCAGUAGGGACCUGCCUAGACGACGGGUCGGUGUCAGGACUCGCAGCAGCUCUGGCUGGUGCCAAACUAAGGAGAGUACAACGGCCAGAGGAUGUUUCGGGAGGUUCCAGUCCCAGCGGCGCUUCCAAGAGCGAUGCCAAUCGAACAAGUAGCGGAGGAGGAGGACUCAUGGAAGAAAUGAAUAAAUUGCUGGCAAAAAGGAGGAAAGCAGCAUCACAGUCAGACAAGCCAACUGACAAAAAAGAAGAGGAAAGCCAAAAUGAAGAUGCAAGCACCUCACCUUCUCCCGUUACGCGAGGCCCUGUCCAGCAGCAGAAUUCUUCAGGAGAUGCUGGGAAGAAGCUUUGGGAAAGAAGCAACUCAGUGGAAAAACCUGUCGCUUCGUUACUCUCUAGGAUGAAGCCAGCAAGCAGCAGCAAUGAUGUCGCAAUGGACACCUUAGAUUUUGAUCGCAUGAAACAAGAAAUAUUGGAGGAAGUCGUAAAAGAGUUACACAAAGUAAAAGAAGAGAUAAUCGAUGCCAUCAGGCAGGAGUUGAGUAGAAUCAGCACAACAUAAUAUCCACGGAGCCAUCUGGAAGGUACAAAGGAUGGGAAAGGCGAUCGGAUCAUUUGCGAGCGUACCAAGAAUCCCCACACGACAGUGGAAGAGGACACCUGGCGCUGUCUUUUGUUCUUAAAAUCCUUUUUAUUAGCAGACUCAGCAGACUUUGGAGCUUGUGCUGCUGGCUUGGAGUUGCUUCAUUAAAAAAAAAGAAAAGAAAGAAAAAAAGUCUUAAUCUUACAAAAGAAAAUAUUAAAAUUUAAAUUUCCGGAUUUUUUAAAAUCUCAUCUGACAAUGCACAUCAGAUUUGGUCAGCCUUUUUUUGUUUUUUGUAUUUGCUUAUUUAAAUGUAUGACUUUUUUUUCCUUUUUAGUACUGUAGGUAAGGAAACACGUGAACCAUUCGCUUUUACUAGAUGACUUCAAAGUAAUUUUACUGGUAGUCUGCAAUGUAAACGAAGACCCUUUUUGCCAACAGAAACCUAUUAGUGGCAUCGCCAGUGGAGGCUGAGACAUGCCAGUUGGGCAGCCAGCAAAUCCCUGGUCUCAGAGCUAUCACAAUAUUAAAGCGGUACAUCAGUGCAUCACAGUAUCUGUGUUCAUAUUGGUAAUAAAUUGUUCAUUGUC